Messenger RNA from Culicoides brevitarsis, 10207 nucleotides. RefSeq names its product histone acetyltransferase KAT6B-like. Lineage: Eukaryota; Metazoa; Arthropoda; Insecta; Diptera; Ceratopogonidae. Bases 582 to 9635 code for a protein of 3017 amino acids. Gene Ontology annotation, cellular component: nucleosome; MOZ/MORF histone acetyltransferase complex; chromatin. Gene Ontology annotation, biological process: negative regulation of DNA-templated transcription; positive regulation of transcription by RNA polymerase II; nucleosome assembly. The transcript is spliced from 8 exons. Gene Ontology annotation, molecular function: DNA binding; transcription coregulator activity; histone acetyltransferase activity. The record is from RefSeq and is a predicted model, not a curated record.
UUCUACUCUUUACUAUCCAUUCACUACACUGUAGUAGUAUACCUUUACAGACAUUUUCAACCCGAUUUAUUACCGACCGACGAUUAAUAAUAAAUGCAUGUGUAUGUCUCUCUCCGUGCUCAGUAUACGGCUCGGAUCGUAAAGUCGCUCUGCGAUGAUUUGAUGUGGCACAAAACAUUUUAAUAUUAUUACGAAGUAUUUUUAUACAGUUUUUUUUUGCAUGCGAAAAAAUAACCAUUCUCAGUUAAUAAUCAGACAUCACAUGUUUCGCGCGCGCUCACAUCAUUCACGACACUCUCUGCCAAAUGAAUAAUAAAAAUAAUAAUAAAAUAAUCACAUCAAGAAACAAAUUAGUAUUCACAUGAAAAAAUUGCAAAUAAUAAAGAAGCAAAUGUGUUUGUGUUUGUUAAAUAAAUCGUCGGAUUAGAAGAAUUUUUAUCAUCUGCGUAAUAUAGAAGUUUUGUAAUGUGACCUCGUCCUAUUGUUCCAAACAACAACAACAAAUGUCUUACUCAGGCGUCAUCGUCGUCAUGACUCGCAGAUUGAACCAAAAAACAUAGACAAAUAAAGAGGGAAAAAAAAUGCGAGAGAACAGUGCAGACAGAAUCAGUCCCGAAACGUGGGCCGAAUGGAUACUCGAUGCCAUCCGAAAGAUUCGUUUCCAGAAGCAACGUCCCAGCGUACAGAGAAUUUGCCAGGCCAUCGGGAGUCAUCACAAAUUCCACGAAAAUAUUGUGGCAGAAAAGUUGGAGCGUGCCGUCGAAACGGGUGCCGUGCUAAAGGUCUACAACAAAGGAUUGCAUUCGUACAAAGCGCCAAACACAAUGCGACGUCGCUCGACGCACGUCAAUCAAACGACAGAUCUGACGCAUCUCGUGACGAAAGCGGUACGCGAACUCGGCGAAUACGAUGGCUCCAGUGUGAAAAGUAUCGAAAAUUACGUGCAACAAUCCAACAACUUGCAAAUUGCCGAGGGCACAGACAUCAAAGCCGUGAUAAAGACGUCGUUGCAACUGGCAAUUCAGCAGGGACUGCUCGUGAUGGACGGCAAGCUGUACAAAAUGGGCGAGAAAACGCUGACGCCGAAGAAACGCGUGUCGGGAUCGCCGCGACGCAAACGAAAGUCUACGUCAGAAGCGACGACAUCCAACGAAUUUAUUCCAAAGGCUGAUCCGAAUGCCGUGUGCGCCGAGUGUCUCGGAAAUUCACUGAAAAACCCCAAGGGACUUCCGGAGCCGCUAAGUUCGUGCUUCGAUUGUGGCAAAUCUGUGCAUACGUCGUGUGCAAAUACCGCAAGCAAGACCUCAUCGCACAUUCAGCUGAUAAAUUUAGUGGCAAACGGCACUAAAUGGUAUUGUGACGACUGUAAAUCCUGUGAUGGCUGUAGCAAGAAGCAAGCGGGCUUCUGUUUGAUGGAUUGUUGUGGCUGUCAUAAGAAUUUUCACUUAACGUGCUUAGAUCCCGUGCCUGAAAAGAAAGUCAAGUGUCCCUGGAGGUGUCGCCAUUGUCUGCAAUUCCACGAUAAAAUUGAAAAGAAGCCACGAGGAAGGAAACCGAAGAAUCCAAUGUCUCCCGAAACGCCUGUAACAAAGUCAAAAAUGUCUGAUAAAUCAACAACGGAUAAGAGAAAAAGUCGAUUGUUAUCAGAGCCACCAAAUAGCCCAGCAUCGUACAAAUCAACGCCAGUGCCGAAAUCAACGUCGCGCAAGAGUCGUGUGCCGCCCAUGUCGCCGGAUUCCGAUUCGGAAGUGAACACGAGUGCCGAAAUGAUGUCCAACAACGUGCUCGGUAAACCACACAAUUCUAACUUUUUUGCCACAAUGUCCUCCUCUCCCUCCAUGUACAAUAGUUGUUCAAUGCUCGGACCAUCUGGCGUCCCCAUGAACGCUCAGUUUCCCUUUGUCGCGUCAAAUAAUUACAAAACAAGUAGCAAUAAUAGUCAUUACACUAAUUUUAACAAUCACGCGCAACAACUAUUGAGUCAUAAUCAACAGCAACAACUUCAGCUUCUACAUCAGCAACCGUUGCAUGUGUUAGUAGGGAAUUCUCCCAAGUCAGACCGAAUUAUGUCCAAGGAAAAGCAAAAGUUUUUCCGGCUAUCUGCAUUUAACAGCGAACGCGCGAUGAAAUCUCCCGGAAGUCUCGCGUCGCCCUCUUCCGUAGCGAGCAGCAAUAAUACUCGUCGUCCUCCGACACCAGCACGCCAGCUCAAUAAUGCGGAUGAAAUGGAACGCAACUACAAAAAAGUUCGGAACAAAGUGCUGCGAAAGAAACAACGGAAGGAAUCCACGAGCGGCACAAGCACAACGAGUUCGGAUAACGAUUACAGCAGUUCCGAGAGCUCCUCGUCGAGCGAUCAAACAAGUAGCUCCUCAGAUGACGACGACGAAGAUGAAGAAGAUGAUGACACGACAAGCAGUGAUUCGAGUAGUAGUGAUAAAAACGAGGGAAAAGGCCUUUUUGGGUCUCUUUUACCUCAAGCAAAGGGCUCUUCAUGGGCUCAAGGCAAUGGAUUUCGCUCCCCAUCAACUUUUGGACAGGGCUUUAACAGCCCCUUUGUUACUCCUUUCGGGUCUGGGACCAAAACGAACGACAAAGAAUGGGGCUUUGCUGCUGAAGCAAAGAAAAAAGUCGACAUUUUCGGACAUUCAAGUGAGAAAAUCUUCGGAAGCAGUGCUUCUGUGAACGAUAAUGUCGCCGUAAAACGCGAAAAAAAGAAACCAGGCCGAAAGAAAGUCGACAAAUCGAAAAAUAAUCAAAUCGAUCAACUUUUUGAUGGACUUUCGCAUCUCUAUGCGGCAAAAGAUAUCAAUCGACAGAAGAUCAAAGAGAAGAAAAGUCCGAAAAACAAACAAAAUGGUGCCGCAUCGUCAUCUGACACGUCAGUACAAAGUGCGCGACACGCAAAUCAUCACGAAAUGCCAUCACAGCAACAGCGACAAGUGUUGAAAGAGACACGUCGCACCUACCGCGACUACGAACAAAGUUUGCGGAUGAGUAAACCGCACUGUGAUACAACACAAACAUCACCCGCAGAACGUCACUACUCACGAUCAUUGUCGAACUUUGGCGAUAAAUUGCCCAAUUUUGCGAUUAUGUCGAGUGACGAUGACUUUUCGCAACUGUCGCCGAGCAAAAUGGUGAAACGAGCAAUUAUUAGCCAGAAAUACGAUCAAACGAAGAAUAUUUCGAUGCCGCCGCCAACUUCGACAUCAACUUCAACGGGUUUACUCGAAAUUGCAACGACAUCCAGUUUGGGCAAACAUAAAAAGCAAAGCAAUGCAACGCCCCAAAAUAGCAGAUCCGCUUCUGAUUUCGUGACACCGCCAUACAACAAUUCAAAGUUACUUGAACGACCAUCUUUGCCUGAAGGAGUGACAAAGGAAGAUGCCGAUUUGUACAAUGAAGUGCGAGAAAAGGCUGCAAAAGCUGUUGCUGAAGUUAUGAAUCCCGGCGGAAGUAUCAAUUUGGCAUUAUCGUCUCCAACAAAGCUGAGUCCCGGCUCGAUGGCGAUGGUUGUGCAAGAAAGAUGCCCUGCAGCUAUUGAAUUUGGCCAGUAUGAGAUUGAAACGUGGUAUUCAAGUCCUUUUCCUCAAGAGUAUGCAAGAUUACCAAAGUUGUAUUUGUGCGAAUUUUGUUUGAAAUACACGAAAAGCAAGGCUGUGUUAGAACGUCAUCAAGAUAAAUGUGCGUGGCGUCAUCCUCCGGGCACGGAAAUCUAUCGUUGCGGCGAAUUAUCCGUGUUUGAAGUUGACGGAAAUGCAAACAAGAUUUAUUGUCAGAAUUUGUGCCUGUUGGCAAAGUUGUUCCUCGAUCACAAGACGUUGUAUUACGAUGUCGAGCCGUUUUUGUUCUACGUUUUGACGUUAAAUGACCGCAAAGGCAACCAUCUUGUGGGAUAUUUCUCGAAAGAGAAGCUUUGUGCGCAAAAAUACAACGUUUCGUGCAUUAUGACGAUGCCGCAAUACCAACGACGAGGCUUUGGGCGCUUCCUAAUCGACUUUAGUUAUCUCUUGAGUCGCGAAGAAGGAGUUCCGGGUACGCCAGAAAAGCCUCUUUCUGAUUUGGGACGUGUUUCAUAUCAUGCCUAUUGGAAAUCUAUCGUCUUGGAGUUCUUGCAUCAUCACAAAAAUGAACCAAUUUGCGUGAAAACGAUUUCAAAAGAGUACGGAUUGACAUCUGCUGAUAUCGCAACUGCCUUGUAUCUCUUGGGAUUCGCAAAAUUCUACAAGAACAAUGAAGGACGUUUUGAAAUUCGUUACACUGUUGAUUGGAAAAAAGUCGAAAGCUAUUGGGAACGUGCCAGUAACUCAAAAACUCGCAUUAAGAUCGACCCAGAAUGCCUCAGAUGGACACCGUUACUCGUCAAUACGAUGCCCAUAAAAGCUGAUUCGUCAGAAUGUGAUAGUCCGAGUCCAUUGAAAGCAUCGCCGCCGAGCGUUGAAAAGAAGUCGAGUGAAGAAAAGCGUAAAAGUGGCGAUGAAACACCCAAAAAGUCGUCAAUUUCUGUUGUUGCUGCCCUACAAAGUAACAUUAAGGAGAUGGCAGGUGUGAAAAAACGCGGAAGAUCUUCGCUUAUUACGGCAUUUACGACGCCUCGACAACGCAAACACAGCGAAAAGAAGGAAGAUAAGACUCCUUUGACAUCGCCAGCACCUUUACCUGCGACACCAAUUGUUGCCGAAGUGAAUAUGGAGCCAACUUCAUCGGGCAGGAAACGUACGAGACCCAACAAGUACAACGAAGAGGCAUUUGUCGGCGGAAAAACGAAGAAAGAAGACGAACUCGAUGCAACAAAGAAACGAAAACGCUCCAUUGGCUCCGAAGAGAAGGAAGUUUACGUGGAAAAGAAGAAACGUCGAGCUCAGGCAACGGAAAAUGCAAAUCCCGUUGUUGAAGAAACUCCUCCGACGCCAUUACGAUCAAGUCGACGCAGUACAGUUGAUAAAGCAGUUGCCUCAAGUAUGGAAUCUGACACGUUAUCUGAGGCCAAUGACACUGUUGGUCGAUCAACGCGUCUCAGUAGUCGAAGUAUUGGAACUCCUCCGCGCGUUUCGCGUCACAGCGAACGUCAAUCUGGGCACAAACACAAAUCCAAACAGGUUGACAGCACCGAACUCGAACAUUCAGACGAUAAUCUACCGAAAUCGUCUCGCAAGAGCUCGAAGCAAAGUGAAACGCCAAAGAAAGAGGAUUGCUCGCCGUUGAAGAAACGAAGCAAGGGAGCGAUUGCAAGUCGAAUUUCAUCCAGAAUUGCUGCUCAAACACCAAGCGGCGGCGGAAGUAGUGACGAAUUGAGUUCAGGCCCUGCACCGAAGAAGCAAUUGACACUUCCGCAAUUGUUGAAGGCGAAAGAAGAAAAAUUGAAGCAAAAGAGUGAUUCGGUUGACGUUUCGAAGAAACACAAGACUCCAACGAAAGAUCCCGCCUCUGUUGAGAGAAGUGACUCGAUGGAUGUUCAUCUUGGGUCGAGUGAAAAGCGAAAAGUUUCUCAAACCCCCAAAAUUCGAAACAAACGAAGAUUGCCGCUGAGCGAACCAAGCAAUUCUGAAGACAGUUCUGCCGAAGCUGACGACGAAAUGGAAGAAGAAGGCAAAAUUAUCAAGCAAAAGAAGCAAUUGGCAGCUGAAAAAGCGAAACUCAAGGAAAAAGCGCUCAAGGAGAAAGAAAAGGCCUUGUCACAGACCAAACAAAAGGAAAAAGAAGACGUGACGCCAUCGAAACAGAUCAAGAAAGAAAUCGAAGAACCGAAAAAAUCCAAAUCUUCUGACAAAAAAGUCUCGUCUCCAAUGCGAAAACGCUUAAGUGAAGACGCAAAAUACCGUUCGAGUGACGACGAAGCUGCAAAAGCUCUCGAUCGUCGAGUUUCUGUCUCGUUACGCCGUGAAAGCUUCGAAAACUUGAAAAUGGCUCGUUUAGGAACUCCCGAGAAGAAAGAUAAGGAGGAAAAAGUUGAAAAGCACAAACAUCGUCGUGAUUCAAAGACUGAUUCUCCAUCGAAGAAAGACUCGGAGAAACAUUCGAAACACGAGGAAAGUCGCAAACAAAGCACUGAAAAGCCUGAAAAAGUUUCCGAAGUCAAGCGAAAGAGCAAAGACGAACCGUCGCCGAAGAAAACAGAAAAUUCUCAACAACAAUCUGUACUGAAACUCAACGAAAAUGUUCGUCCCAAUGUGAUUGUCGACUCAAAAACUGCUGCAACGAGCAACAAUGUCAAAGAAACCGAAGCCUCAUCGAAUUCCAAACAAAAAUCCCCCAACAAGGAAUCCGUUCCAAAAAACUCCGAUGCGAAAUUAGCUGAAAAUGUGAAGGAAAUUAGCCCGACAAAGACUAAUGACGUAGCUAAUAACAGCAUCAGUGUGAGCGAUAGUGAAUCGGAAACGGAAAUCGAUGGUCAAAAAAUUCGAAUUCUCAAGACGCCGCCGCAAGAGUUGAUCAAAGCCAUUGAAAAAGACACAAAAACGAACGAAACGAAGGAAAAGAAAGUUUCUGAAGCGCCAAAGUCUGAAGUUGUCUCUCCGAGCGUCAUCAAACAACAUUCAACUGUGAAGGAAGACGUUGGCAAACAAGAUCCCAAAAAUGUCGAGCCAAAAGUUAAGGAGCCAUCUCCACAAAAGCCCGUUGUCGUGAACGACGCGGCGAAUAAGGAGCAAAAUUUUCGGAGUGAUCCAAAACUAAAGGACGGGAUACAGAAAAACUACACAGAAAAUUCGUCAAAAUAUAAAGAUGCAGCGCCGCCGCCCAAGCCGACGACGGAAGAACGUGCGAAAGCGGUAAAAGAGAAGGAAACAAAAAUGAAGCCGACUGAACAAAAACCCACUGAACCAACUUCACGUCAAGAAAACAUCCCGAAAAAGCCGAAAGAAAAGUUACUGGCUGCCGUUGAGCAACAAAAGCAUCUUCAGGAAUCGUGUACUCGCACAUCAGAAGUCCGUAAAAGCAGUUCUGCGAACAUGUCGUCAUCAAACCCGACCAUGGAGAUCAAGACCGAAAACAAGCAUCAACGCGAACCGGCACCUUUGGCAUCUACUGUCGACACAAGUUCCAUCAAAAAGUUCGAAAAUCCGCUUGCCACGUCAAAAACGAGCAGUAAUAGCAGUAGCAAGGAACACACAAAGAGCUCUUCGAGUGCCAGCAAGAACGAAAGUAACGGAAAUACCAUGAACAGCUCGUCAACAUCUUCUUCGGUAUCGAAAUCCAGCUCAAGUUCGAUGCAAAAUGCCAAAACGGAGAAACAUCCGUCAAUGCAGAAGCAACAUUCGUCAGCAAUUAUGCACGAAAAGAACAAUCUCGACUUGAAACAGAUUUCGCAACCGGCAUUCGCGAUGAAUCAACUCCCAAACUACCACACAGCGGCGCAAUAUUGGCAACUUGAUCCAUACGCGUACGCGCAAUAUCCCCAAUUGCCGCAUUUGGAGCCCACACAAAAGUCCCCGAACAAGUUUACGAUAGAUUUGGCGACGAGUAUGGCGCACGGAUACCCGAUUCCGUACCAAAAUCCCCUCACAUUCCAGCAACAAGCGCAAUAUCAGGAACAAUAUCAGUAUCAGACGUCGAAACGGAGCAUGGAGAAGAAGAUGACGAUGAACAAUAAUGCCGAAAGUGUAAAAACACACAAAAAUAGCUCAAAAACUGUGGCUUACGAUCAACUGUCGUACCAUCAUGACUUGAUGUCGCAAACGAGUUGUGCGCGAAGCAAUAACACGCAAUACAGUGCAAAUCCAUCGAGUGGCAAAUCCAGUUCGAGUAGCUCGAAAAAGUCGUCAGAGAUGAAGGUUCAGGAGAAUGCGAGUUGUAUGAUGGCGAAACAACAGCAGCAACAACAACAAACGCAGCAACAGGUUCAGCAACAACAACAGCAACAAGUUCAGCAAAUGUCUCAGUGUAGCAUGUCGCAAAAUAUGAAUAUGCAAAAGAACGGCGUCGUAAAUCAAACUUCCAUGAAUCAACAACAGCAACAACAAGCGCAAAUGAAUCAAAUGACAAAUACAAAGCGUCAACAAAUGCAACAGCAGCAGCAACAACAAGAAGAAGCAGCUUACGCCCAAAUGACGCAAGAAGCAAAUAACGGAGCUGCUACGCCAAAUGCCCUUCAAAUGAACCAAACGGAGAUCAAACAACACACUCCGCCCUCCGCUGACAUUCCAUCAAUGGGAGUUUACACGCCCGAUUCGACCACAAAUUCCGUCGUUAGUCUCCAUCACUACAGUCAAUGCGACUUGGAUGUCAGUCAACUUGAACUCGAAUCGCCCGCAAGUAUUUCCAGCGACAUGGCAUCACAAAAUUCCGUCGAAAAUGUUCGAUCGCCGAGCGUUGUGCCGCAUCAACAGCAGCAAACUGUCCAGCAACAACAACAGCAAUAUUCGGAUUGUUCGAUGCAACAACCUGCCGGCUUGCACAUGAAUAUUCAGGGUAAUGCGACGGCAUCUCCGCAACAUGCCAUGAUGAGUAUGACGCAUCAACAGGCGGUUGCCAAUCGAAAAAUGCACAAUCAAUCUGUUCCGAAUAUGUCGACGGCUCGUACCACGACGCAACAAGCGAUGGCAAACAAUAAUAAUCGCGCUUCAACGCCAAAAGUACAACGGAAUACGGCAACGCCUGGCGCUCAGCAAAAUCAAGUGCAACGACAUCAUCAACGCACGCCUCCCGUUGCGAAUGUAGGACAACCGAUGGCAAGUCCCGUGCCAAAUCAGCAAUUCCAGAACCAAAUGCAGAUGCAAAUGCAACAAUAUGGUCCGUAUUCGCAAAAUACGAGCUAUAUCGCCCAACAACAAGGCUACUCGUCGCAAUCGCCAACCCCAAAUUCGUACAAUAGUCAGAUGAAUUCCGUAAUUCAGCAUCGCAUGACGGCAAAUCAAUCGGUGCCCAAUUCACUUUCGUCGCCGCAUCAAAGAAUGGGUCCCUCGUCAAGUCCGUGUGCCAUUUCCGCCGGAAAUAAUUUCUACAUUCAAAACAACAAUGCGACACAUCAUCAAUCGCACACUCCGACGCCGCAAAUGGAUGCGUCGCGACAAACUCCCGGCUUGCAAAACAACCAAACGCCCUGCAGUUUAUCGAAAUUGCAACAACUCGCCACGGGAAUGGAAGGAAAUCCGGGUAGCGCGUGUUCACAAACCGCCAUGGCACUUACGCCUUCGCCAAAUCACCAAUCAAGUCACAAUAUGGUUCCGUCGCCGUCACCAUCGCAACUCACGAACCAAAAUACGUUGCGACAAGUUGCGACGCCGCCCGCCAGUGCCAUCCAAUCGCAAAUGUACGUGCACAAAUACUACGCAGGCACAAUGAAUCCCGCCGCACUUUCGCCCUUGGGUCAACAAUCGACGGGCAUUGCGCGAAAUCACGUGCGAAAUACGCCUUCGGCUCCCGUGCAAUCGCAUCACAUGACAGCAAGCAGUAGUCGUGUUAGCCCGAACGUCACUGUGAGUCCCAACAUCAUGUAUGGCUAUCAAGUGGGCAGUGCAGCACAACAAAAUGCCCGAUUCACGGGUUUUGCGGCGAAUAAUAUGACGAUGCCCGUGCAAAUGGGCGUCAUGAAUGCCAUGGAUACGCAAUAUCCCGACAUCCAGCGAGCACAGCAGAAUCCCAUGUACAGCGGAUACCCGUAUUUGUCGCUAAACGGACCCAUGAGACGGUAAAAUAGAGCGUCAUGCAUUCAAAAAGCCAACUAACGUGUAAUUUUUCUGUUUUUGAAUGCCCCCGAAAAAUGCCUUUUAUAAGAUUAAUUUACUUGUGACUCGUACUUAGAAUUUGAGAGAAAUAAAGAAGAUCACAAAUUUACUGUAAAUUAAAAGAAGAUGAAUAACAAUAAUAAUGUUAGUACAAUAUUAACGAUAAGAUGAUAAGAAACUGCUUAAAUUUGAAUUCAAUUUCAAAACAAAAAAAAAACACAAAACGAUUAUUAAUGAGAAAUAAAAAAAAUGUUUCCUACUUUUAGAUUUUUUUAAUUUUAAUUUAUUUUCCUUCUUUUUUAGUAUUUUUUACUUUCAAAUGUUGUCUGUUAAUAUUUAUAUUUGUAAAUUUUUUAUUUAAAAUUGCUCUUAAUUGAUACCAAAAUUGUAAACUUUUCGUUAAUUUAUCAAUUUUCUCCUAUGGGUCUUGUCCAUUGAGACGAGAGGUUACUUCUGUAUUAUUAUUAUUAGAUAAGAAAUUCAAAAUGAAACAAAAAAAAAACAAUAAAGAAAUGCAGUCGAAUAUUUUAAAAAGUUAA